This is a messenger RNA of Tribolium madens (black flour beetle), 2602 nucleotides long. RefSeq names its product neuropilin and tolloid-like protein 2 (gene Neto). The record is from RefSeq and is a predicted model, not a curated record. The transcript has 10 exons. Lineage: Eukaryota; Metazoa; Arthropoda; Insecta; Coleoptera; Tenebrionidae. Bases 338 to 2128 code for a protein of 596 amino acids. Gene Ontology annotation, molecular function: protein binding.
AGCCAGUCGUGCGGGAAGCUCACGAGGGGGAGGUYGUAACACUUUUCCUCUUCAGGGAUCGCGGAUCUGUGACAUGGAGCUUUAAUUAAAAUCCCCCGCGGAUCGGAGAAUUUUUCACACGCUAGCGUGGAAUUUARUCGAGGAGAAUGUGAGUGAUGGUGCCGAAAUGCCCUCGUUUUGCUCAAUUUCGGGGGAAUUGUGACAGUUUCAAGUGUGUUCGUGUUGAUGUAUAUUUAGUCCACUUCGUACCUUCACACACUUUAUAUUUAUAGCUUGUACAGUUCGCGUGAAACUAAUUAAAUGGAAUGACAGUGAGGUGUUGAAUGUACUUGUCCUGAUGAGAUCAAGAAAAUGCCCCUCUCCGUUCGCAUGGCUGGCGGUUAUUGCGCUAAACUCACUUUGCUGCCCUUUAUCCCAAGCCAAGGCUUCAGUAGCAGGUGACAUCCACGGAGAGUUCGCUUCAACACUACCGGCGAUGCUGCAAUCGGACGCUUCCGACGCACCAAAUGUCCCCAGAACGGAUCCUUGUUAUCGGUUUAUAUGGGGCGACAGGGACAAACACGAGUUUUAUAGUCCGGGGUUUGAGGAUAAACCGAAUUACACCAACAACACCAACUGCGUUCGCGUCUUGGAAGCUCCUGCGGCACACUUUAUCAGGCUGGAUUUUCGGGAUUAUUUCGAAAUGGAGGGGAGUCCCGACUGCGCGAAUGAUUUCCUGGAGAUCAGGGACGGCCUUCAUGGAUACAACCAGCUGAUUGAGAAGAAGUUCUGCGGGAAGGAGUUUCCGCCAGUGAUAGAGUCCUCUGAUCGGUAUUUGUGGAUUCACUUCAGGUCCGAUGAAAAUAUCGAAUAUAAGGGCUUCAGGGCGGUAUACGAGUUCUUGCCCAGGCCCACAGGAUGGCUCGUCCCCGAUAUCCCAAUGUGUCAUCUGAAAAAGUUUCACAUGGAGGAGGGCAACCUAACGAAGAGCGACAUUCCUCCCGAGAUCAUCGAGUUUAGGAACAAAUACAAAGUGGCCACCGACUGCAUAUGGGAAGUUAGAGUCAAGGAUUAUCAAAGGAUUCAGCUCCAAUUCAAGACAUUCGCCUUGGACAAACCGAACGAAUGCGACAAGAACUUCGUUCAGGUGUUCUCAACCAACACCGACUUACCCAGCAUGGAGAAGCAGUUCUGCGGGUCCAUCGCCGACACGGUCUUCUCGAAGAAAAACGUGAUGUUCGUUCGCUUCUUCGCCGUUUUCAACUCGACGGAGAACUCCAAGUUCGAGGCGAAUUUCACGGCUUAUAGAGACAUCGACAAGCAGGGCGGCGACAAGAAGAACGAAAAGUGCACUGACGACGAGUUCAGCUGCGAAGACGACACUUGCAUCUCCAAGGAGCUGCAAUGCAACGGCAGAUACAACUGCAGGUUUAGGUGGGACGAAGACAACUGCCAGGGAGGAGUGGCCGCUAAAUCGCUGUCGUUGAACGACGACCACAUCAUCGUUAUCAUGGUCAUAUUUUCUUUGAUUUUGGCAGGAAUGUGCUUCACCUUUGUUUUUAACUGUGUCAAGAAACUAAUAAGGGACCACCAAACCAUUCAGGAGUACAUUCGUCAAAGCAGGGAGCAGCAACUCAACGAGUUGGACAAACAAGAGCCGUCGGAAAAGAAACUGGCCAAAUCGGUAUCCAGGUCGCGUUCCAACAGCUCGCCCUCGAUGAAUUCGGGCCACUUUGACGCGGCCAACGCCGCCACCACCCCCUGCUACGUACCCGGAGGCGAGCUUUUGCCCAUCCUCGUACGCAACGAGCGCAGCAUGAGUCCGCCCAACGGCGAUGCUUAUCACACCAACAUAUACACGGUGGACAACGAGCCGCUGCCCGAGAUGUGCGACAGCGCGUGCCAAACCCGCGAGAGCCUCUUCACGACGCAGGGCUACAGCUCGGGCAACAGCACGCCGAACCACAGCGUCCAUACCAACUCGCCGCCGGCGCCGUUCAGCACCUUCGGCUACAAGAAGGACGCCAAGUUCAAGGCCGAGGCCAAGAUCGAAGUGGCGUCGAAGAGGUCCAGCAAGUUCGAGGACAAGCGACGCCCCUACAGCGUCCAAACGACCAAAUCGGCCCCCGACGUCAUCGUCACGCACUGACAGUUGUCGAAGGCCGAGUGGGAGCCGUACAAACGGCGCCACCCCCGGCAUUUCCUGAGGACGACGGACAAACCCCUCCACAAAGACCGAAACGUCGACACGCAGACUUACGACGCCGAUUUCGGGACGUGAUAUCCGUGGGUGCGGGACCUCCGCGAGUGCAACUAUUGUGAUUUGGUUCUUUUGGUUCAGGUGGACCAUAAAAAGCUCGGUUCUCAUUUUCAAUCUACAGAGUGUUUUACAAACUAUGUGUCUUCCACUUUAUUUCCUCUUCUAGUCGUUUUUAGUCAAAAAUCUGUAUUUUUGUAAAGUAAAAAACUAGUUCAUUUUCAACACCUUGUAAAACACUCUGUAUAAAUUAAUUUACUCAAAAUCUCUCCAUCAUUUACUUGCCUUUCCUGUUAAAGUUUAUAACUGAGUUGAUUUUGUCAGUUUUGAUGAAUUUUAUUCAUAGACUAAAUAAAUUGAUAUGUC